Messenger RNA from Cordyceps militaris CM01, 963 nucleotides. RefSeq lists its product as uncharacterized. Lineage: Eukaryota; Fungi; Ascomycota; Sordariomycetes; Hypocreales; Cordycipitaceae. Bases 1 to 963 code for a protein of 320 amino acids. The record is from RefSeq and is a predicted model, not a curated record. The transcript has 11 exons.
AUGUGGGCGGCGGGACAAAGGCCCAUGGCUUCACCGCAACCCAUCUACGACCAAGGGCCCUCGGGAAGCUGGACAAGAAUGCUCUGGUGUCUCCGCAUGAUUCAUUGGGUCGUCCAUGCCAGAUCGGAGUUAGUUAUUCUCAGCGGCCGCCGCGACCAGCCCGUCGGGGAACUUGCCACUGGCUCCCCUGUUUUUCUUACAAUUAGCGUUGGUGGGUUUGCGUGCGGUCACCCCGUGGUCGACCACUUCCUAGUCGGCCUGACCUUUUGCCGCGUCGGGACGACGUACGACCCAAGACAAUACGCAAACGCAAACGAGCAUGACGGCGAGUGGAUCAUUGUCGCCGGCCGAUGGACAAGCGACAUGGGCGGGUCGGACGAUGGUCUUUCUUACUCGCACUUCCGAUACCUAGGUAGUCUGCGCAUCGGUGCAUUGGGGUCCCGCUUCACCGUUGGUAGCGUCAGAGACGGAGAUACUGCCUCAACUCAGUUGGCCAGCAAUGGCAGGGUCGUCAUUACCAGCCAUUACGGGUACAGAGUUACUGCUCCUCGCAGCUUCCAGCUCGGAAGCUGCACCAAAGCAAAAAAAGAAACGAGGUUUGUUGCUUCUCGGCCGGCCGAGGAGCCAACGUGCAACAAGCGCAACGGUCUUGUCCUUUGCUGGCAGAAGCGAGACACCAGCCAUAUCCUCCUUGCACUCGCGGAGAGUGGGCUGUGCAUGCAGAUAUGCAGGCCCGGGUUCCCCUCUCUUGUGGCCCGGGUUGGGAAUAAUCGGCGCCUUCUCACGCGUCCUGCCAAGAUGCGGGCAAUCUGUCUUGUGAUUGUCACUGGACCGUUGAAGAAGGGGCUUUAUACUUUAGUGCUCGUGCUACUCACGGGCCCCAUGUCGAUUGCCGCUAUGCCGAGCGAAUCGACGGAAAAAUACACCCGAAAGGAUUUCUGGCAGAAUCUCGGUCAAGUCUAG